GCGGUUUUUACCUCGAUUUUUUUUUCUUUCUUUCGACUGCGGUUGCUUGGUCGGCGCUUGCGCAGAGAAUUCAGAGCUGAGGUGGCCGAGUUGUGGGGAGGGGUUUGGAUUGUCCAAAGCCACAGGGAAAAUGGUGGAAAAUUCACCGUCGCCAUUGCCAGAAAGAGCGAUUUAUGGUUUUGUUCUUUUCUUAAGUUCUCAAUUUGGUUUCAUACUUUAUCUAGUGUGGGCAUUUAUUCCUGAAUCUUGGCUAAACUCCUUAGGCUUAACCUAUUGGCCUCAAAAAUACUGGGCGGUCGCAUUACCAGUCUACCUCCUUAUUACUAUAGUGAUCGGUUAUGUACUCUUAUUUGGAGUUAACAUGAUGAGUACCGCGCCACUCAGCUCCAUUCACACGAUCACAGAUAACUAUGCUAAAAAUCAGCAGCAGAAGAAAUACCAAGAAGAAGCCAUUCCAGCAUUAAGAGAUAUUCCCAUUAGUGAAGUAAACAAGAUGUUCUUUCUUACAGGAAGAGAACUUCACACCAAAAAGUGAAUUGUGUGUAGGCAUACUAACUCCAAACAUUUAUUUGGAUCAAAUUCAUUUAAGAACCUAGAUGUUGAAAAGUGUCAGUAUGGAGAUCCUGUAACAUUAAUUAUGAAAAAUCCACCAUUAUUUGCCUUCUACGUUCAAUUUUGAGUCUUUUAAGAUUUUUUCUGAAGCUACUGAAGUUGCUGAAACAAGUUUGAUAGCUACAUCAGACAAAAUUCUCAUCAUCAUCUAACAUGGAGAUUACAUUUGAUGUGAGUGCAAGAUAGAUGAACUGCUGCAGGAUGAAAAGGCAAUUAGAAAUAAUGGCCUCUGGCCUUGAAGGCACACAAAUUAAAGGACUGUCAACCCGGCACAGAGAUCCUAUCAGUGAUGCAUCUGGCAUUUCACUCGACUACUGAUCUGGUACAAUUAUGGGAAAACUAACCGAUGACCUGAGUGAACAGACUGGGCCACUUGUCUCUGAAGGGAAAUUUCUUGGCCCCCAACUUCAGGCUUUGCUUUUCCAUCACUGCUGAGUGGCAGUAUGGCAGAGUGGGAUGACCUUUACUUAACCUUGAGAAUAACUCUACCCUUUCUUGGCCAAAAUAAAGACUGCAUAUCAAUGGC
This is a messenger RNA of Tupaia belangeri chinensis (Chinese tree shrew), 1138 nucleotides long. RefSeq names its product phosphatidylinositol glycan anchor biosynthesis class P (gene PIGP). The coding region runs from base 131 to 535 and encodes 134 amino acids. The transcript is spliced from 6 exons. Gene Ontology annotation, cellular component: endoplasmic reticulum. Gene Ontology annotation, molecular function: phosphatidylinositol N-acetylglucosaminyltransferase activity. Lineage: Eukaryota; Metazoa; Chordata; Mammalia; Scandentia; Tupaiidae. Gene Ontology annotation, biological process: GPI anchor biosynthetic process. The record is from RefSeq and is a predicted model, not a curated record.